AUGAUUUGCUGUACUGCGCGGAUUGCUGAGAUUCCCCAACGUAGUGUUAACUCCGUGAUGCAGAUCCGCAGGCCUAUGGUUGAUCGCGCUGUCGUUGCUAGCCUUAAGGAUGAUGACUCUGGUUUCAGCAUGGUUGUUGGCUCAUCUAAGUUUGGCUUCACCAGCUGCUCGCAACCACUUUUUGUUUCUGCAGCAUUUAAAGGAGCUAUUGCAUCGGAGAGGCUUGUUACACAUCGCUGCAUUACAAGAUAG
Molecule: messenger RNA, 252 nt
Organism: Protopolystoma xenopodis
Lineage: Eukaryota; Metazoa; Platyhelminthes; Monogenea; Polystomatidea; Polystomatidae
Source: the annotation of a GenBank genome assembly